Dioscorea cayenensis subsp. rotundata (Guinea yam) is the source of this 1667-nucleotide messenger RNA. RefSeq names its product putrescine hydroxycinnamoyltransferase 1-like. Gene Ontology annotation, molecular function: acyltransferase activity, transferring groups other than amino-acyl groups. Bases 158 to 1462 code for a protein of 434 amino acids. NCBI's taxonomy places the organism in Eukaryota, Viridiplantae, Streptophyta, Magnoliopsida, Dioscoreales, Dioscoreaceae. The transcript has 2 exons. The record is from RefSeq and is a predicted model, not a curated record.
GUGGUGGGCAUUGAUUUAUAUGACGUCUAACCAGAUGCCGCAUACCCCACGGAAGUAUUCCAGUUGUAUAGUGGAGCUAGAGAUGGGAGAAGAUAGAGAUAAGCUGUAGGAGAAGAGAGAAGAGAGAAGAGAGAAGAGAGAAGAGAUCAUUGAGCUCAUGGCUCCAAAGGUCGAGAUCAUAGAGUCAUGUAUGGUGGCUCCUUGUGAGGAGACACCAAAACACAGGCUACAGCUCUCUAACCUUGAUGCUUUUGCACCAAGAGAUCACAUGCCAACCUUCUUUCUAUAUAAGCCCAAUAAUGGAGAUCCCAACUUCUUUUCAGUACAAAUUCUUAAGAAGGCCUUGAGCAAGGUCUUGGUCACCUUCUAUCCUCUUGCCGGAGAGUUGGUCUUUGAUGAAGAUGGCCGGCCGGUGGUGGACUGCAACACCAAGGGCGUGCUCUUCUCCGCCGCGUCUACAAGUUGUACUCUCGAUGGCUUUGGUGAUUUCCGGCCUUCGUCAACCUUGGACCGACUUUUCAUUCCAUCUGUCACCAACCCAAAGAGAUCAUGCAUUCUGCUGUUGUUUCAGUUAACAUUCUUCAAGUGCGGUGGAGUGUGUCUGGGCUGUGCAAGCCAUCACUCAGUCAUUGAUGGUGUUACCCUUUUCAAUUUUAUCAAUACAUGGUCGGACAUUGCCCGUGGCUCGAACAUGAUCAUCUCCGCCCCUCCUUUUCUUGAUUGUACGGUGCUUCGUGCUCGAUCACCACCAAUUGUCUCGUUCGAUCACAUCGAGUACACCAACUGUAACUUUCUAGAAGACAAAUUUGGCCAAGAAUGUGAGACAACCAUACUAACAUUAUCUAAGGCCCAGCUCAACACAUUGAAACACGGUUCUCAUGGCGAACGAAAUCUCAGCACCUACAAAGCAGUAGCCGUGCAUCUAUGGAGCACAGCAUGUAAAGCGCGAGAGCUCGCCGACGGGCAGGAAACAAGGCUUUACAUGUGGGCUAAUGCUCGCAAUCGGCUGAAGCCGCCGUUAUCGAAGGGAUAUCUUGGUAACGCGGUACUUAAAAUAUCAACGCAGUUGCAAGUUGGGGAUUUGGUUUCAAAACCAUUUGAGUUUGGAAUUGCUAAGAUUGAUGAAACAAUUAAUAGUGUUAACGAUGAGUACAUACGUUCAUUAGUUGACUUGUGGGAGAAACACAAGGGUGAGAAGGAGAAAAUUAAGGGGUCUAGGUCAUACAGGACGGUUGAUUUCCUUGUAGUUAGCUGGUUGUCAUUGCCCACAUAUGAAGCUGAUUUUGGAUGGGGGAAGCCGUGGUUCAUGGGAAAGGCAUCCAUGAAAUAUGCGGGACAAGCAUACGUGAUGCGUGGUGGUCCUGGGAAUAAUGGAGGCGUCUCAAUCGCUAUUGCGCUCGAGAGUGAGAAUAUGCCACGGUUCAAAAAGAUGGUUCACAUGCCCUUGGAGGCUAAAAUUUGAGUUGGUGUUCGCUUGUUUGAUGAUAAGGUUUUUGGUGAUAAUUACUGAAUAAAGACGACUAAAUAGUUAGAGCUAUGCAUUAUCUCUCUCCCCUACCUGUAUUUCAUCUUUGUUUUUGUCUCCAUAUUUUACAAAAAAGAGAAAAUGAUGUAAAUAAAGUUGUUUGCCUUUUGUAAAUAUUAAUCAAUGUUAUUUAGUAUGGUGA